This is a messenger RNA of Pestalotiopsis fici W106-1, 876 nucleotides long. RefSeq lists its product as uncharacterized. Bases 1 to 876 code for a protein of 291 amino acids. Lineage: Eukaryota; Fungi; Ascomycota; Sordariomycetes; Amphisphaeriales; Sporocadaceae. The transcript has a single exon. The record is from RefSeq and is a predicted model, not a curated record.
AUGCCUUUGCCGUACAAGAGCUUUGGCAUGCAGCCGCCCGUGGAGAAGAGCAAGCUGGACCAGAGUCUGGACGAGAUUUCUGGUCGUAAUGAAAAGUUUAUGAAGGACCGUGGCAUCGUUAGAAAGCGACGCCAGCAGGACCUGGAGGACGACGACGACGACGUCGAAGAAAUCGUCAGGGAUGACGGCCCGGCCGCAUCCCGAGAGAUUGCAAAGCGUCCACGGAUCGAGGCCGUGAACCAUUCGGACGUUGUAAGGAUCACGCGUGGAGGACAACCCCGGGCCAUGUUCCUCAAGCAUGAUCCCAUGGCCAUGGACUGGGAGACCCACGGCCCCCUUGCCAUGGAAGCCAGUGCUAGCACUGGCGAAAAUGUCGUCAAACAAGUUGCCGGCGCUAUUGAGCGCAACAAAGCCAUGCACAAUGGCGUAUUUCAGCCAAUGAUGACCUACACUCGUGUCAUCACCAAAUACGACAGGCGACAGCGAGAGAAGCUCCUGGAGCAGGGUGGUCCUUCCGCGGAGGAGGUCUUGCGUGAGAGACGGGCUCGGCUGCUGCAGGCCGAGGAACAAGGCUCUCAAAGAGCUCCUGAGCCCGUUGCUCAGCGUCCUGCCCAUGGCAAUGGCCAUGGGCAGACGGGUCGCCAGAACUCUGGCAGUGGCCAGAGAUCUGGUGGCAGGUCCAAUUCCCGGCCCGCCAAUAUGGGCGCCAAGCGUCAACUCCCGGCUGUUCCCCAGUCCCAGAGCCGCUGGGCAAAGCCAGUGGUCUCCAAGGAGGACCUGGACGCGGACAUGGAUGACUGGCGUCAGGCAGCAGGCCUCGACACGCCCACGGAUUCGAGAAGGCCCGACGAUGGCAGCCUCGACUAUGAGCAGUAA